Messenger RNA from Triticum urartu, 3648 nucleotides. RefSeq lists its product as uncharacterized. Lineage: Eukaryota; Viridiplantae; Streptophyta; Magnoliopsida; Poales; Poaceae. The record is from RefSeq and is a predicted model, not a curated record.
UGCCCCCUAUAAGUGCGUGUAUCAUGACCAGGAGAUCGAUAAGAAAUAUAGCUAUGAUCCUAGCAGCUGGUUGUUCACGGUUCAGACAACCACCAGAGUGUUGUUAUAAUCGUGCUAAUGCCAUUGCAGUUUCAGGCUUACAGUGUUCACCCAUGCAUGUCAUCAAAUUUGCCCAAACUAAACAAAAACUUGGACUGAACUAUGAUGCUGUAUGUAGUACCUUGAUAGAGUGACCAGUCUAGGUAAGAAACUCAAUCUGACAUAUUUAGGGGUAUGGUUCCAGUACCAUUAACUCCAUAUGUGAUUAGCAAAGUAAGUAGCCCUUGUCAUCAGCUCAAGGUUCUUAUAUAGUUGUAUUUUCCAUAGGACGAUUUCCUGGAUUAAAUAUCUGCGCUGGACAUCCAGCACUGUACCAGAGUUCAGUCUCCAAGAAGCUGGUUGUUCAUCCAGGAGUCUACCAAAUUUAGUUGUUAUGUGGAAGGCAUGUGCUACAUGUGACCAACAAAAAAAGCUCUUCUUCUACAGCCGAUGGAUGAGCUACUAUCCACUGUUAUUUAUCUAAAUAGUUCGUUUCAUGUUGCUUACGGUUCAGCCAGUUACCAGUGCACUGUUAUAGCCAUUGAUGCCAGGCCAAACUAAGAAAACUUGUCAAGGCUGUGUCGGAGGAUACUGCCAUCUUUUGCUCCUAGAGGACUCUUUUGUAUGGAAUAGCAUCCAAGUUGCUAUGUAAUAUAACUUUUUCCAGUAUAUCUGAAACUAACCAAGCCUAUCACUAUGUUGCGAAACUAUGAUUUGACUAAAUGCUAUGUAAGACCUAUAGCUAUCAGAGGGGGGGGCUUGGUAAAAUAACACCGACAAGAGCAAGCCCUCCACGGGAAAUGAGGGCGAGCACAUCUGCGCCGAGUUCAUGCAGGCCAAGUAUCCCCUUAAAGUGGAGAAAGUACAUGUGUGUCAUCAGGUGUGGAGUGCUCCGCCGCGAGCACAGUGUAGGCCAAGACCAAAGCUGACAAUGGCACGGAGAAUAUCAGGGGGGAGCACCUGCUGCCGCGUAAGAGACUCAUUCUCAAGUUCGAACGGUCCCAGGGGGUACACUUCUUUAACUUUGACCAAGUGUACCCCAUAUACAUCAGAUGGGGUGGACCAUCGUGCUUGUUUCCUUAAGUGUAUCAGCAACAACAGUUUCAGACAAAUUCGUUUUAGCCCAAAUAGCAAAGGAAACUGAACAUAAGUUUUCAAGUCACCAAAACCCCCAAAAAAUUGAACACCAAUCCCCGGAUGACACACUGCUCGAAAUUUGGCUCCAGAAGUUGAACAGGGGGCCAAAGAAAACACAACCCAACUAAAAUUUCCUUGAUAGCCCAUUUCUAAGUAGCCAUUGUUUCUUUUAUUUCUGUGGUUUUCUUGUCUUGUUCAAUGUCUUCACCUUCCCUUUUUGUCUUUUACUUUCCUACUUGGUAGUAAUGACUGUUGUAGUACUUCUGUUCAGAAAGUAAAUGGCGCCUACAACACAUUGAAGCAAACUGACAAAUGCAUGAUGCGACUUGGAAGCCAUUUUAAUCCAUUCAUUGUCUCAGAAAUCAGAAUCAAAAAAUCAUGCAUCACGGCCAACUUCAGACAAGACAAAUGCAAUGGCUAGUAAAAGUUGGUACACAUGUAGAGGUAAUCUACUUAAAUAACGGGAAACGCAAAAGACUUGCAGGUUUCAGUUUAGUGAAGAGAGACUACAAGAUCAUAUAUAUAGGUAUGAAAAUACAAGAAAAAUAUAUGUUAUGCAUUAGUUUCCAAACUGCUAUGAGUAGAGUCAAAUCUUGACCCUCUGUGCAGCCUUAAUGAUUUACUACGCACAUUGUUCGUACUGAGCGACAUGCCAGCCUGCUAUAUAUACAGGCUAGCGUUACAACAUAUCAGAUAACCACAGCCAUUAAUUAUUACUAGGAAAAAGAUCGCUGUGAUGGUCCUCAACAGUAUAAUCUUACGACUUUUUAUCACACCGUACAUGUUUCCAUGGUAUGGGUAUUUUAGGCAUACUCUAAAUGUUUGCCAGCUAUAGUGUGGAGUAUUAGAUAAGCAUGGCCAUAUGCUUGUUUCUUUUUCCUAUACCUUUUUACGAAUAUAUAUAACUAUGCUAGUCACUGGCCGUCAAAUUUACAUUCUGCUCCUCCCUUCUGAAUCUGGUUCAGGUCUCUUGUUUGCAGCCUCUGAAUUCUAGUGAGCUCUGUGUUAUAAAACCUGAAGCAGAGGUAAAUAGACUCAUUCCCUUUUCUAUCUAGCUUUAAGACAUAAAGGCACUUCUCCGACUCACCAUAGCGUCAGCAAGAGAGGUUCUAGCUAGAGAGACGAAAUGCACCACAGCCGCCAGCAUCGCAAAAGCAAUCAGCUGUGCCUUUGGUUGUUGGAUGCAUAUAUGAAACAACCACCAGCACCACAAGAAACAAUGGGCUGGGCGUGCUGCUUUGGCACUAGCAGUAGACGCCAAGCGCUUGCACAAGACACUCGCACACACGCAGGCGUUACGGUUCUCAUGGCACCGUGCUGCCCCAUGCACGCCGAAAUUACUUUUCUGCUUGCUUUGGCGAUGCCAAUCUGUACUACGAUAUUAAUUUGCAUCCUAAAAAUUGCCCCCUAUAAAUCCGUGUACCUUGGUCAGGAGAUCGAUCACAAUCAUCAUCAACAUCAGAUCUGUAAGACUCGAAAGAGAUUUAGUAAGAGUGUGGACUAGAUCUAGAGAGUACAGAGUGAGAGGAUGUCGACAAGAAGUGGCAAGCCGCUCCUCGUCGUGAUCCGACGGAGCAAGCUCUCCGCAGGAGGUGAGGGCCGCCGCAUCUGCACAGAGUUCAAGCAGGCCAUGUACCCCUUCAAGUGGAGAAGGUACAUGUGCGCAAGGUGCGGGGUGCUCCGUGAUGAGCACAGGGCCUCCAAGAGCAAGGUCUCCGCAGGAGAUGAGGGGGACCACAUCGCAGGUAAGAGCAAGCUCUCCACAGGAGAUGAGGGCGAGCACAUAGCUGGCAAGAGCAAGCUCUCCGCAGGAGAUGGGGGCGAGCACGACACCGACAAGAGCAAGCUGUUUGCAGGAGAUAAGGGCGAGCACAGCGCUGACAAGUGCAAGCUCUCUGCAGAAGAUGAGGGUGAGCGCAGCGCCAACAAGAGUAAGAUCUCUGCAAGAGAGAAGGGAGAGCGUGUCUGCACCGAGUUCAAGCAGGCCAAGUACCCCUUCAAGUGGAGAAAGUACAUGUGUGCCAGGUGCGGGGUGCACCGUAGCGAGCACGGUGUCAGCAAGGCCAAGGCCAAAGUGUACGACGACAUGGAGAAUAUCAGGGAGGAGCUCCUGCCGCCACGCAAGAGGCUCAUUCUCAGGUUCAAGCGGUCACAGGCCCUUGCCGCUGCUGCUGUUGCUGCAUCCAGGGAGAAGGAGAACAAGGAGGGGGAGCUAGAGGAAGGGGAGAUCACCUGGAGCCCCGGCUCGACGAUCACCAAGGGAAAGAGAGCCCCAAGGAGAAAGCCCUAGGAUGCACCGUAAACUGCGCAAUGCACCAUUGAGAACUUGUUAUAUGUGAAUCUCUUCAGCUAUGUGAGACAACUUGUGUACUGGUCCGAUGUACACUUCUUUAACUUUAACCAAGUCUACCCCAUAUAUAUAUAUAUCAGAUG